AAGAACCGAAAUAUUAUUAAAUUGUAGUGACAAUUCAAAAACCUGUGAAUUCAUCUAACAGCAGAUAGACUUCUUAUUUAUAUAAAAAAAAGUCUCCUUACAAGGUUUUUACUGCCUAAUAAAAAUAUUCCUUGGUUUAGUUCAUACUAUCAUUUCAGGUAAUUUGGAGAGUACUUCAACAAGAUGGCUGAAAACACGAGUACUGAAAAUGCCGUGGAAAGUUCAUCAACCGUUUCUACUGGGAAUGGGGAUGGAACUCAAGUCCAAAAUGGAACCGACCAGUCUGCCCAGCCGGCCCAGCAGCCUGCCCCCAGACAAAACAUGUGGUCAAUGUUGAAGACGCUGGUUGUCCGCAUGUUGUUCAUCUAUUUUAUUGCAAGUCUCUUCAAACGUUCACCCCAAACAAAUACAACCUCUGAUGGGAGCGCAGGAUCAUCUGUCAUGCAGAAGCCAUCAUCAAAUGUGUAUUCAAAAGAAAUGAGAAUGGACAUGUACGUGUAUGUGUCAGAGCAAGAAUACUUCACAGACUUCAAGAAUCCUGAUGCAUUGUUUUGGACAAAACGGGCACUUGUGUAUGGAGACUGGACCAGUGGACCAGAUGGGGAUGGGUCAUAUGUCCACAGUGACAGGAUCAAGGCAACGCCGACUAUUCAAAACAACGGAUCAGUGUAUCUACAUGUCUACUUUGUAAAAGCUGGAAAGUUGCCUGACCCUGACGAGAAGGGGAAGUUCUCCAGAAAAACAACCGUGUACAGAUCCAAACGCCUGAACAAAUUCAAGAAACGUUUUUACCACAACUCUGUUAAUCUGCUCACGGGAGAGACAGAUGUACAUCCUGAUCUUAUCAAGAGAGAGAACUCUUCCUCCUUUGAGGUUCUGUCUCACUGGCAUCCCAACAUGACCAUCAACCUACUGGAUGACUACUCCCCUUGGAUAGAAGGCCAUGUUCCAGCUCCUCUUGAUGAAUUUAUUGACUUCAUCCCUGGUACUGACAAGUACUACCCAGUCUUGUAUCUGAAUGACUACUGGAACCUCAACAGUCACUACAUGCCUGUCAACGACACAGUCACGGAGCUGAACUUGACCCUGACGUACAGCCCCAUCUCCCUGUUCCGCUGGCAGAUCUAUGCUGCACAGGGCAUGCGCAGCAAGUGGUACAGCUUCAUGGGGAGCGACCUCAUUGAGGAGAAUGACGACGAUCAGGAUUCACUGAAGACAGCUUUCUUGGAGACCAACCCCUACCUUCUUGCCCUGACUAUUGUGGUGUCUCUUCUACACAGUGUCUUUGAGUUCCUUGCCUUCAAGAAUGAUAUUCAGUUCUGGAAGAGUCGCAAGUCUCUGGAGGGCUUGUCGGUGCGUUCUGUGUUCUUCAAUGUGUUCCAGUCACUCAUUGUGUUGCUGUACGUCAUGGACAACGAAACAAACACUGUUGUCAGGAUCAGUGUAUUCGUUGGACUGUGUAUUGAGAUUUGGAAGAUCCACAAAGUUGUCAAUGUCAAGUUUGACAGAGAGAAUCUUCUCCUAGGAGUGUUUCCUCGGUUGACCCUGGGAGACAAGUCCAGCUACACUGAAUCUAUGACAAAGAAAUAUGAUACUCUUGCCUUCAAGUACCUGUCAUGGCUUCUGUUCCCCCUACUGGGAGUUUAUGCUGUGUACUCACUUCUCUACAAUGAACACAAGGGAUGGUACUCCUUCGUCCUGGGCAUGAUGUAUGGGUUCCUCCUUACAUUCGGUUUCAUCAUGAUGACUCCCCAGCUGUUCAUUAACUACAAGCUGAAGUCUGUGGCUCAUCUACCAUGGAGGAUGCUGACAUACAAGGCCCUCAACACAUUCAUUGAUGAUAUAUUUGCAUUUGUCAUUAAGAUGCCAACAUUAUAUCGUUUAGGAUGUUUACGUGACGAUGUGAUAUUUUUCAUAUAUGUCUAUCAGCGUUAUAUAUACAAGAUUGAUCCAAAGAGGGUUAAUGAGUAUGGAACAAGCCAGGAUAUGUUUGAACAAAAUGGAGACGUCAAAACUGAAGAUCAAGCAGCCAUUACUGCAGCGUCUGCAACAGAAGGUGAUACUCCAGCCAUAGAGAACCAAGAAACGGUCACCACGGCAACAGAUCCUAAACCAGCUGAAGAGAAGAAAAAUGACUAGGAAUGGAUUGUGAAAUUUUGAGCAUUUUUGUGAGCAACUUUCUUCCUUCCAGCUGUGGAAGUUAGAGCUCUGACGAAUGUGUGUGAGGGUAGAUGAGUGGAAUGUCUGUGUUUGGAGAGUAGGGGAUAUUUAACUGAGCCAAAACUUGAAAGAUACCUUGCUCCUCAGUGGUGUGUUAUGAAGUCAUUUUUAUUGGUUUCCGACUGGUACUGAAUAGCAUAAUUGUUUGAAUUCCAGUGAUUUUUCAUUUUUCUUGUGCAAGUGGCCCCAACUCAGUAGAGGAAUGCCUUAUAGUUUCUGCAGAACUAAUCCUAUUUACAUAGAAUCUAUUUUGAGAAGUUUUCUUUGAAGACAGUAUAUUGUGCAAUAGAAUGUCGUUUUCAGAGUAUGAAUAAGAUGUUUGACAGAAAACCAGGACAGUUAUCAGCCUGAAAUAGCAAUGUUAAACAUCACACCUAAUCUAAAACAUGACUGUACUCAGAUAUUUCCUUCAACAAUAAUUAAAUAUGGUCUUAAAUAUCAGGAACUGUGUUGGAUGUUUCGCCUCAUAAAAUGCCUCAUAUUAUGUCAUUAUGAUAACUCUAAAAUUAUUAGUUUGAUAGCAUAUAGGACCAGUUUCAUUAAUAAUUAAUUGGUAUUCUCCCCAGGGAGCUUAGAAUAUAUUUGAGAGCUUCCUGAACCAAAGACUAAUGUUAAUGUACCUCCAUGGUCACUCACUUGAUGAAUGAUGCAUUCCAAAUGGUCUUACACCACAGGAAUAAGCACUGAAAGUGUACAGUUCGGCCAGUGUCAGAAGAAUGCUUCCUAAAAUCCUUGAGGAGAAAUAUGUUGGUCAUCGAACAUUCAAUAUUUUGUGAUCAAAAUGUGUCAUGCCCAUUGCCACACACUGUUCUACUCAUAAAUCAAGUCGGUUUCACCUAUGUUGAUAUUCGUCGUGUUUAUAUUGUGUUGUCGAGCUGUGUAACCAGAGAUGUUGCUGUUCAGAGUACAUGGGUGCUGGAAGAUAGUUUAUUUGCAUUUUUAUACACGGAAUGUUUAUCUGGUAAAGAAAAUUUGGUACAAGAACACUUGAUUUUUAAUAAUUUUCACUUUGCACACACAUCUGGCGAGAUAUGUGUUACCUGCCUAGUGUAGGAGAUGGAGUGUUAUACAGAAGCUUUUAUUAUAAUUUCAUUUGUGUGAAGUUUUAUUCUGAUAUGAUUCCUCUCUGUACAAACAUCUGAGGACUCCUCAACAUGAGACAAAUUAGAAAGAAAAAAAAAAAGUUUAUAAGCCACAACACUGAUCAGAAAGUUUACUUGAUGACCUUCAAGUGGAGGCGUCACCUUCAUGCAGAGGGGUGUGGUGUUGUAGUAAAAGAUCUCAUUUGAAUGUGAUAGGCUGUAGCAUUGUCCUUGAAAACAGAAGACUGUUUGUUUGGUAUUGUUACUGUUCUGUAGGAUGUCCAUUUUUGUUAUAAGGAAACAUUUGCGUGGCAAGUCAGUAUUUAUGUUUCAGUAGGAUAUCCAUUUAUGUUUGCAAGUCAGUAUUUAAUGUUGUAUUGAUGCAUGUAAUGUACAGGUCGCCUGAUUGUAGGUAAAUCAUUGUCAUUAUUGCAACGGAAAUUGCUGGCUUAUAAACAUAUAGCUGUGAUCACUUCAGACAUUCUUGUUGACAGAAGUGCCAUCACCCAAGGUAACCUUACACAUCCUUUUUAUAUUUUCUUGUAAAAAAAAUAAUUUUAUUUAUUCUUUUACCUAAAAGGUUUCCAAGCUUUGAUAUGGAAUGGCCCCUUCUCUUUCACUUUCAUACAGUUUGUGUCCUCCAUUUCACUUACAUGGUUUUGCAUAUACAUUUACAUAUUUUAAUCAUUCAUGAAUCUAUGUUUUUGCCACAUUUAUGUUGUUGCCAUCUUCAGGAGGAAGCAGUUCUAACAACAACCAAAAUGAAAUUUAUUACAGGGUAACAGGAUUUGAUUUGUACACAUUUUAUGGCUCAAAUUGGCCAUUUCUAGAUUUUUUGGGAUGCAGGUUUUUCACUUCAAGUCUGUAAGUUUUUCCAUUUUAAUGGCUUCUUUUCCACAGUUAAUGCAAACAACUUUUGAAUCAACUGGCCCAAAAUUGGCUCUUUGCAUUAUUUUUACUACGUCUUAGUGUCAUCAUAUGAGUAUUAUCAGCUAAGUUUAUGAGACAAAACAGAUUUUUAGUAGACUGUGGCAUUGGACCAGAGGUUAACUGCCAGACUGUUUUCAUAACAAGAGUAGAGUAGAAGCAAAGAGGAUGAACAUUUCCAGAUACAGUUAAAGUAUGUUGAAGCUUCCUUCACCACAACACUUUUAUGUUUCCUGUUAAAAUCGAACAAAAAUGAGCUUGUACAGUGCAUCCAAGGUGUAUUCACCUGCUUUUUUCAGUUUGAAUGUGAAACUAUAAAUAGGAACAACUGUCAUCAGAACAUCCAUUUGUUGGUAUCCCAUAGGUACAACUUACAACCAAAUCCUAGCAAAUUGUUAUGAUGCAUGUCAUAUGAAGAUGUACCAAAUAUACUGGACAAAAUAAGUUAGGGAUAUUGGUAUUUUUGUGAUUGAUAUGUUAUCAGUGUGUCAAUGAAUAAAUAGAUCAUUAUUCAUAAUUUCAAAAUUUACAUAUAUCCCUAACUAUUUUUGUCCAGUAUAGUUUUACCCCAAACUGUUACAAGUGAUUGUCACACACCUAGCUUCUCUGUGCAGGAUUAUACCAGUGAUCUGGCACCAAUGUUCUGGGCUUUCCCCCCCCGCCCCAGCAUUGAUCUGGAUCCCUAGGAUUACAGGGCAAGAGAAAUUCUGUGUUUCUCAUCAUGCAUUUAUGAACCAUAUUCCACUGAGCAGAUGUUGCAGAACCAGAAUGUUGUCAACUCAGAUAGUGAUUCCUUUAUCAAUGUGAUGAAACUCUUUGACUUCUUCAGUCAUUGCACAGUACCGAUAUAUACUACUCAACUUUUGAGAGGAAUACCUUUUUUUUGCCAUUAUACACAAAACUGAUUGUCAUGUCAAGUGUAUAUGUAAAUAGAACGACAUAUCCAAUUAUCCCUAUCAAACAUUGACUAGUAUACAUUCACAAAUGUAUGUUUUCUUUUUAUACCUGACAGAUAAGAAUCAAUUAGAAAAUGUUGUGAUGUUAAAUCAGAGUAAUAUAAUGACUAGCAGAUUAUUGUAUUCAGUUGUUCAGACAUGCAGAAAGAUGUAUCAUGUAUUAGAACUGUCAUGUAAGCAGAUUGUAGGAAUCGAAAGGUGUGUACCUUGUGUAGCAUUACUUGUGAUAUUGCAUGUUAUCAUCAUUGUUGAAGAGUCAAAUGAAGUGAUCCUGCUGC
Haliotis rubra (blacklip abalone) is the source of this 5463-nucleotide messenger RNA. Its product is annotated as cleft lip and palate transmembrane protein 1 homolog. Gene Ontology annotation, cellular component: membrane; endomembrane system. The record is from RefSeq and is a predicted model, not a curated record. NCBI's taxonomy places the organism in Eukaryota, Metazoa, Mollusca, Gastropoda, Lepetellida, Haliotidae. The coding region runs from base 184 to 2139 and encodes 651 amino acids. The transcript is spliced from 14 exons.